Molecule: messenger RNA, 1009 nt
Organism: Carlito syrichta (Philippine tarsier)
Lineage: Eukaryota; Metazoa; Chordata; Mammalia; Primates; Tarsiidae
Gene: TAS2R39
Product: taste 2 receptor member 39
Biological process (GO): sensory perception of taste; G protein-coupled receptor signaling pathway; detection of chemical stimulus involved in sensory perception of bitter taste
Cellular component (GO): membrane
Molecular function (GO): G protein-coupled receptor activity; bitter taste receptor activity
Source: RefSeq, a predicted model, not a curated record
GAGACAUUUUCCUCCAGACACCAAAGAGGAGCAACAACUCAGGAUGACUGAAAUCUGCAAUCCCUCAGAAAAUGAAUUGUCACCAUUUCUCAUUGCCUUAAUUUUAAUAGUUACAGGUACUGAAUUCAUCAUUGGUUUUGUUGCAAACGGAUUCAUCACGGCUAUAAAUGCAGCUGAAUGGGUUUGGAAUAAUUCAGUUUCCACAAGUGACAGGAUCCUGUUUUUCCUGAGUGUAUCCAGAAUAGCUCUCCAAAGCUUCGUGGUGGUAGAAAUUACAUUCAGCACAACAACCCUAAAUUUUUAUAAUAAAGAGGCUUUAUAUGAUGCAUUUAAAAUAAUUUUCAUGUUCUUAAAUUUGUGUAGCCUGUGGUUUGCUGCCUGGCUCAGUUUCUUCUACUUUGUGAAGAUUGCCAAUUUCUCCUACCUUUUCCUCAAGUUGAGGUGGAGAAUUUCUGAAUUGAUGCCCUGUCUUCUGUGGCUAUCAGUGUUGAUUUCCCUCAGCCACAGCCUGCUCUCCUGCAUAGACAUCUACACUCUGUACUGUAACGAUUCCUCCCCUGUUCCCUCCUCCAACUUCACUAAGAAAAAAUACUUCUCUGAGACUAAUGUGGUCAACCUGGCUAUUUUCUAUAACCUGGGGAUUGUCAUUCCUCUGAUCAUGUUCAUCCUGGCAGCCACCCUGCUGAUACUAUCCCUCAAGAAACACAUCCUACAUAUGGAAAGCAAUGCCACGGGCUCCAGUGAUCCCAGCAUGGAAGCUCACAUGGGGGCCAUCAAAGCCAUCAGCUACUUUCUUCGUCUCUACAUUUUUAAUGCAGCUCUAUUUAUCUAUUUCUCCAACAUCUUUGCUGUCUACAGUUUCUGGGAUAUUUUGUGCAAAAUCAUAAUGGCUGCCUACCCUGCAGGCCACUCAGCUCUACUGAUUCAGGACAACCCUGGGCUGAGAAGAGCCUGGAGCAACUUCGGCCUCGUGUUCAUCUUUAUCCAAAAGACUAGACCCUGUGACUAG